Molecule: messenger RNA, 807 nt
Organism: Auanema sp. JU1783
Lineage: Eukaryota; Metazoa; Nematoda; Chromadorea; Rhabditida; Rhabditidae
Source: the annotation of a GenBank genome assembly
AUGUCAACGUUUUGGGGAGUCGCAACAGCAUCCACGUUCAACUAUGAGCAAGCGAAAGCAUAUACAUCUUCUGUAACAUUUCCAUAUUUCAUUUACUCUCUCUUCUAUGUCGCAGUUAUUUUUUCAUUGAAGUCUUUCAUGACAAACAGAAAACCACUUGAGUUGAAAACCCCACUGAAUCUUUGGAAUGCCUGGUUGGCUGUUUUCAGUACUUUGGGUGGUUUGGUGACAGGUUUAGGACUUGUGAAUGAAAUUUAUCACAGAGGAUUUGUAUCUUCUUAUACGAGAAUGGGAGACUUCUUCAAUGGGGCCUCAGGAUGGUGGACAUGGCUGUUCGUCAUGAGUAAGGCAGCCGAAUUUGGAGAUACAAUCUUCAUUGUUCUUCGUAAACGUCCUCUCAUUUUCUUGCACUGGUACCAUCACGUUCUUACCAUGAACUAUGCUAUGUAUUCUUAUGUCCAUGAUACUGCUUUCAACUCUUGGAUUACUUGGAUGAAUUUCUCAGUUCAUUCUAUUAUGUAUGGUUAUUAUAUGCUCCGUUCUCUUGGAUUCCGCAUUCCCGCUUGGAUCGCCCAAAACAUCACCACUCUCCAACUUCUUCAAUUUAUCGUUACUCUCGGAAUCUUAUUCCAUGUCGGAUACUUACGCGCCAUUGGAGAAGUGAUUAACUGUUCCACAACCGUUUUCUGGUUCUGCCUCAUUAUGGAGAUCUCUUACGUAGCCCUCUUCGGUAACUUCUACUACCAAUCCUACAUGAAGGGAGGUGGAAAGAAAUAUCAAGCUGAACAGAAGAAGAAGGCUCAUUAA